This is a messenger RNA of Aphanomyces invadans, 1393 nucleotides long. RefSeq lists its product as hypothetical. The record is from RefSeq and is a predicted model, not a curated record. The coding region runs from base 304 to 1323 and encodes 339 amino acids. NCBI's taxonomy places the organism in Eukaryota, Oomycota, Saprolegniomycetes, Saprolegniales, Verrucalvaceae. Gene Ontology annotation, biological process: thiamine biosynthetic process. The transcript has 2 exons.
CGACGACACAGGUACCGUGGACGAGAGCGUGAAGUUGUAGGGGCCUGGAAUGGCGAUGCCGUUUCUGGGUGACCAAGUGAAGUUGAGAGAUUGAAACCAGCGAGGGGUGCCAUUGGAGUAUACCCUUGUCCAUGGGUAUCAUUCCUUUGGCUGAGAUCAUACCCUAAAUUACCUGAUCCGGGUUAUACCGGCGGAGGGACUGCUGCGUUGUUGCUACCAUUUCAGUUAGUCUUGUGAUUUUGUUUCUUUUGUGAUGUUAAUCGUGGUUUUGGCGCGUCCAACAGAUUCUAGGAACGUGAUAUCAUGGCCCCUCAAUUGAAGAAGACCACCUUUUUGCUCAACUGGUACUCGAACCCAUACCACACGCCCAUCUUUGUUGCCAAGAAGCGCGGAUUCUAUGAAGAAGAAGGCAUCGAUUUGGCUAUCAUGGAAACUACCAACCCCAGCGAUGUGACUGAAAUCGUGGGCUCGGGUGCCGUCAACAUGGGUUUGAAGGCGAUGAUUCACAUUUUGGCGGCCAAGGACCGAGGCAUCAACUUGACCUCGAUCGGUUCUUUGUUGGACGAACCCCCGACCGGUCUCAUCUUCAAGGCCAGCCAAAACAUCACCAAGUUCACCGAUAUUGUUGGCAAGCGUGUUGGCUACAUCGGCCACUUCGGCAAGGUGAUGAUUGACGACUUGGCCAAGCAAGCCGGUUUGGCCCCUGACUCGUACACUACUGUGCGUGUGGGUAUGAACGUCACCGACGCUAUCAUGCGCGGCGACAUUGACACGGGGAUUGGUUUCACCAACUUCCAACGCUUGGAACUUGAAGAAUUGAGCGGCGAACCUGCUGGCAUGUUGCGCAUUGACGAAUGCAACGGUUUGGGCUGCUGCUGCUUUUGCUCGGUGAUGUUUGUCGCCUCCGACGCAUUUUACAACGCGAACAAGGAACUCAUUGCUGGUUUCAUGCGUGCCACCCGCCGCGCCAUGGACAUCACGAUCGAGUACCCUGAAGUCGCGUGGGAGGACAUGUGCGUGAUGAACCCCCGUCUCCGCUCCACGAAGCGCCUUGUCCAAGUAGAAGUCGACGGCAAGACUGUGUCGGUCCCCACUGGCAGCGACGUGUACGAGAAGAUUUUCCAACGUUCGUUGCCCUACUUCUCGCGCACCCUGCUCAACGUCGACCGCGACUGGAACAAGGUGGGCAACUUUUGCAAAUACUUGCACGUGCUCGAACACGACGUCGACCAAAACUCUGUGUGGACCAACGAAUUGGUUCCGGCCAUGGGCAAGCCCAGCGUCGAACCCAUUACCCCCGGCGGUGUGUUGAACAUUGCGUAAAUGCGCCUUGAACACGAGUUUGUAUUCCAUGGCAACGACCGUGUCGCUGUGGAUGCAGUCACCUUUUCCA